AUGGCCGAGUCAACGUCAGUCUCUGCACCGACGCUGCUGCCCCGCGUCGCCAUCCAGUUCUGCACUCAGUGUAAGUGGAUGCUCCGCGCGGCCUAUUUUGCCCAGGAGCUGCUCUCGACAUUCUCAACAUCCAUUGGCGAGGUUGCUCUCCAGCCCUCGACAGGCGGUACCUUUGUCGUUACCCUCACCCACCUCCCCGCCGGCGCCGAAACGGCCUCGACCACGGUCCUCUGGGACCGCAAGAUCGAAGGGGGCUUCCCGGAGACCAAGGAGCUCAAGCGCCGCCUCCGAGACGUCAUCCAGCCCGACAGGGACCUCGGCCACGUCGACCGUAAGCACGCGAAGCCGGCCGCAGACACGGCAACGGUCUCCGACACCCAAGCCUCGGACGCGGUAGCAGCUGCGCCGACAAUGGCCCCCUCCGCCGCCCCGUCCGCCUCGGACGUCGUCUCCCAGCUGAAGAAGCACCCCGCUAAUGCAAAUAAGGCCCCUGCCCCCGUUGGCGGAGAGGAGAAGGGCCCCACCCUCAGUGACGAGGCCCGCGAUGCCAUCAGCGCUGCCCGCGCCAACACGGGGCAGAAGGCCAAGACUGAGAUCACGCCCGCGGGCCAUUUGCCGGGGCAGAAGUAUGACGAGCCGCCGGCCAAGUUCAGCAAGAAGUGCGAGGACUGUGAUUGA
Molecule: messenger RNA, 678 nt
Organism: Colletotrichum graminicola M1.001
Lineage: Eukaryota; Fungi; Ascomycota; Sordariomycetes; Glomerellales; Glomerellaceae
Product: selT/selW/selH selenoprotein domain-containing protein
Exons: 2
Coding region: 1-678 (225 amino acids)
Source: RefSeq, a predicted model, not a curated record